AUGUACUCUGGAAAGAGUCACUCCAUAAUGUUCCACAUUGAAAAACUAAGAUAUGCGAAAAUUCCUUACAUGGUUUUCAAAGCUAAUAUUGAUAGAUUUAGCGAUGAAAUAGGUUCUAGAUAUAAAGACACUAAAGAAAAAGCUGUUUCUAUUGAUAUUAAGAAUCCAAAAGAUAUCUUUAAACAUAUAGAUCCUAAAAACGUAAAACUACCUUUCACUGUAAUCAUUGACGAAGCUCAGUUCUACUCUGAUGAAAUAUACGAUGUUGUUAAAGAAUUAGCUAAAGCUGGUAUUAGCGUAAUUAUUUCAGGAUUAGACCUAGAUGGUAAGAUGCAACCAUUUGGUCCUAUGCCAAAAUUAAUGGCUAUAGCUACUCAAGUAAUUAAAACUACUUCUGCAUGUACAAGAUGUCAAAAUAUAGCUACUAAAACAGCUGCAGCUAUCCAAAAAGAAGAAGUUAUUAGAGUUGGAGAAGAAGAUCAGUUCUUUCCU
This is a messenger RNA of Marmota flaviventris (yellow-bellied marmot), 492 nucleotides long. The record is from RefSeq and is a predicted model, not a curated record. NCBI's taxonomy places the organism in Eukaryota, Metazoa, Chordata, Mammalia, Rodentia, Sciuridae.